AUGCCUGACAAUCAGGCAAGUCUUCCAUCCGGUCCCUCGUUCACGCACACCGCGGGGCGCAAGGCUCCGUCAUACAGGUCGUACUUCACCGACCCUUUCGGCCAACUCCUCAGCUCCAUCAACCGCAGGGAUCUUGCCGUCACUUUCCUACGCAGCAAACCCGCCCAUGCUUUUCGGGACGGUGCUCGGGAGGUGCUGGACGCAGACUGGUGGGCGGUUACCUUCCGUCACAAGGACGACUACCUUCACGCACUUGCGGUCCGCGAUCGCCUCGAAAAGGACGAAAGAGAGUUGGGCUCGCUCGUGUACAAGGCUCUGAGCGCCAGCAACGUUGACGAGGAGGGCUUGAUGCUCGAGUGCGGCCGGGCAUACGGAGCGCUGCUCAAGAGUCUCGCUGUACCCGGCAAAGGUAUCAACGCGCCUGGCGGUUUCGUCUAUGUCAACGGCAAGCCGGUGUCGACGACGUUCGAGUCGCUUUCGCAUCGCCAGUCCGUCGGCAUCUCAUCGAUCUUCUUCCCCGUCCCCAGGCAGGCGUUCGCGAGGUGGUAG
This is a messenger RNA of Rhodotorula toruloides NP11, 549 nucleotides long. RefSeq lists its product as uncharacterized. The transcript is spliced from 5 exons. Bases 1 to 549 code for a protein of 182 amino acids. NCBI's taxonomy places the organism in Eukaryota, Fungi, Basidiomycota, Microbotryomycetes, Sporidiobolales, Sporidiobolaceae. The record is from RefSeq and is a predicted model, not a curated record.